Messenger RNA from Schistosoma haematobium, 1539 nucleotides. RefSeq lists its product as uncharacterized. The record is from RefSeq and is a predicted model, not a curated record. Lineage: Eukaryota; Metazoa; Platyhelminthes; Trematoda; Strigeidida; Schistosomatidae. The coding region runs from base 1106 to 1504 and encodes 132 amino acids. The transcript has 4 exons.
AUGUUGUUUGUUUGUUCAAAGUUUAUUUUACAAUAAGGGAAUAUGUUGAAUAAACAAAAUUGUAUGGUUAUAAGUAUAUUGUUUAUCUUUAUAUUGAUAAGUUCAAUGUAUAUAGGUAAGUGGAUUUCAAUGUUAUUUUAAUAUACUGAUUGUGUAUUGGUUUGUAAUGAUGUAAAGUACUUUAUUUGAAUAUUCAAUGGAAUUUAAUCAUCAUUAAGAUAGUCUGAUGAUGAUUCUUUACUUUACUUACUUAAUUAACGCCUGUCACUCCUCAUUGAGGAGCAUAGACUGCCCAUCAGCAUUCUCUGUCCAACUCUGUCAUGGGUAAUCCUUUUCAGUUCUUUCCAGUUGUUAGUCAUCCUUUUCAUCAUAUCUGCUUCUAUUUCUCGACAAAGUAUGUGCUUUGGCCUUCCACUUUUCCGAUUCUAUUCAGGAUUCUAAGUUAGCAUUUGUCUCGUGAUGCAUUUUGGUGAUUUCCGUAAUCUGGAAGUUGGUUUGUCCUCUCCCACAGAAGGUUGUUGUUGAUGAUAUCCAGCCAAUGGAUGCUGAGUAUCUCGCAUUUAUUUAUACAUACUUAUACCUUCUUGAUGAUGUUUCUCCAGAUUCUUUUCUUUACAUAAAAUAUAUUCAAACUAUCAAAGAACUGUUCAGAUGGUAUAUAAUUGUUUGAUUAUAUAUUUUUUGGAUUAAAUUAUGCCUAGAAUAGUUCAUUAUCUAACUGUAAGUAUAAUCUUACGGUUAGAUAGCAUGAUGGAUAUGCCCAGUCAGUAUAGUCCUUUUGAAAUACUAGGUGAUUUAUGGUAGUCGGUAGGAAAAGCUGAACCUACAUUACGUGCAACCUAGGACUCGUCAUGAAAGUUUACUUAUAAUCUUGAGGAAAUUGAUGCUCUCUGUCGAACUCAAACCGACGUCAUCCAACUUCUUAGUCUGUGACGUUACCACUGACUUAUCCAAGACAGUAAUUGACCUCUUAUAAAACUGCAUUUUCUAUCCAUUACCUUCCACCACUUUAGAUCUCAAUAUAAUGCUUAAGAUAUCAAAUCAAUUAGGUUAAUGAUCACAUUGAAUUCAAGGACUAGAUAAACAUGAUACUAGUCUCUAUUCAAUGAUUAAUCUAGUUGUACAAUUCUGUAAAACUAAUAUUGAAGAAGAAAUCUAUCUCUUGUUGUAUUCAAUAUCUUUUAAAGGAAAUUCGGGAGCUUUAAAAUGUUAUGUUUGUCAAAAUUGUACAAAUUUCACAGCUAAAGCUAAUUUCACAAUUAGCAAUGACUGUAAAUCCUGCCAGAAAAUAGUCAAACUAAAAAAUGGCGUUUUAAACGCUAUAACCAGGAGUUGUAUAAAGGAUAUAUGUACUCCAUCGAAUAAAUCUGUAUCACCAUGGCUAAAUAUCACUACAUGUUGUACAAAAAAGGAUCUAUGCAAUCAAUCAAUUCGAUUAUCAUCUGAAAUGAAUAUUCAAUUAAUUUGGAUACUUUUUAGUAUAUGGAUAUGGUAUAACUGUUGAUUGGAAAUAAUAACAAAAAAAUAGUUUUUAAAAGA